GUCCAGGUUUUAGCAUGACUCCUGCAGAUUUGAAAUGGAAAUUUUGUAAUCAAAAGUUACCAGAAUUGGAAACAUUUAUAAUUCAUUUCAAUACUAAAAAUCCGUUUGAUCUGAAGUCGAUUGAUGUUAGUUUUGAAAAUUGUCAUUUCCCAAAGUUGAAAACGUUAUCGGUCUAUCACUUCAUGUCAGACUUGAAGCUUUGCAAGUUGGAAAUUAAUGCACCACAUUUGAGAUUUUUAAGUGUACAAGGUUUUGAGAGGGAUCGUGUUGAUUUAUCAGAUUAUAAAGAACUAAAAGCACUAUACAUUAGGGAUUCAUCGCUUUACAAAAUACCUGAAAGUGAUCAAUUGGAGUAUCUCAAUGUGCAAAAUUGUUCCUUUGAGAGGUUUGAUGUUGAAAGUUUUGAAAAUCUUAUUGAAUGCCAUGUUGUGAACUCCAGAGUUUCAGGGGUUAAUACAGCAGACGAGUUUAGGGGGAGAGGUGAUUUUAUCAUAAAGACUAAAGGGGAAUUGGAUGCUAAUAUGUUUGAUUUAUUUUUACCAGACACUAGUCUUCAGAAUUAUAAGAGAUCUGAUGAUAUGGCGAGACUAAUAAUGGCACACAGAGAAUUUCCUGCGAUAUUGGAAAACAUUAGUGAUUUAUGAUGAGCAGUUUUUGAGCUAGAUAUUACCCAUAUUUCAAAUCAUCAAGUACUCAAAGAUCAGGAAC
Hansenula anomala is the source of this 708-nucleotide messenger RNA. RefSeq lists its product as uncharacterized. The annotation marks the transcript as partial. The record is from RefSeq and is a predicted model, not a curated record. The transcript has a single exon. Lineage: Eukaryota; Fungi; Ascomycota; Saccharomycetes; Phaffomycetales; Wickerhamomycetaceae.